Messenger RNA from Larimichthys crocea (large yellow croaker), 6931 nucleotides. RefSeq names its product glucuronic acid epimerase b (gene glceb). Gene Ontology annotation, cellular component: Golgi apparatus. Gene Ontology annotation, biological process: heparan sulfate proteoglycan biosynthetic process. The coding region runs from base 382 to 2169 and encodes 595 amino acids. Gene Ontology annotation, molecular function: heparosan-N-sulfate-glucuronate 5-epimerase activity. The transcript is spliced from 6 exons. NCBI's taxonomy places the organism in Eukaryota, Metazoa, Chordata, Actinopteri, Sciaenidae. The record is from RefSeq and is a predicted model, not a curated record.
CAGUUCUCGCCUUUUGUCGCGAUAGCACAGAUCCUUCCCAGUGAGAGGCUGCUCCUGAAGUGUCUUCACUCGCUGUCGGGGCUGUAGAGGCAGCACAGCCAGCCACAGUCUCCUCGCUUCAACCGUAAUUCAGUCGGGAGGGAGUCUUUUAAACUAACCCAACCAACCGAGAUCAACUCGUAGCGGUGCUCCCGAACAAACUCCGGCUCUGCUCCGACACCUUUUAAACCCCCCUGCAGGCAGUCAUGUUUAGGUGUUGAAGAAACUGCGAGCAGAAAGCACCAGAAGAACCAGCUGUGGAAAGACUCGGUGGUGAACGUCAGCAGGAUGUCCAGCCAGUUGGCCAUUUCUUUGUGAAUGGAUUAGAGGCAAGUUGUCAUCAUGCGUUGCCUGGCUGCUCGGGUGAACUACAAGACCCUCAUUGUUAUCUGCGCCCUCUUCACACUCAUUACUGUGUUGCUAUGGAACCGCUGCUCCAGUGACACCUCACUACGCUUCCUGCCCCGUGCUGCUUUGGUGGCACCAAGUCCCAAGGUGGGAGAUGCUAGCAUCAGCAGCCAGCAACACCCUCCACAGCCUCCAGAGCCCCCGCCCGUUGUCGGGGUCAUCGGUGGGAUCAAGUAUGAAGAAAUCGAUUGCCUGAUCAAUGAUGAAUCUACCAUCAAAGGCCGGCGAGAGGGCGGAGAGGUCUACCUGCCCUUCAGCUGGAUGGAAAAAUACUUUGAGGUGUACGGCAAAGUAGUGCAGUACGACGGCUACGAUCGCUUUGAGUUCCAGCACAGCUAUUCAAAGGUUUACGCACAGCGCGAGCCCUACCACCCCGAUGGAGUCUUCAUGUCGUUUGAGGGAUACAACGUGGAGGUCCGCGAUCGAGUCAAGUGUAUAAGUGGAGUUGAAGGUGUGCCCCUGUCCACUCAGUGGGGACCUCAGGGCUACUUCUACGCCAUCCAGAUCGCUCAGUACGGCUUGAGCCAUUACAGCAAAAACCUGACCGAGCGCCCUCCCCACGUCGAGGUCUACGACACAGCUGAGGAGAGAGACAGCCGGGCCAGCACAGCGCCCUGGAGUGUGCCGAAAGGUUGCAGUCUCAGCCGUGUCUACGACAAGACCAGAGCUACCUCCGUGCGUCAGUUCAGUGCUCCAGAGUCCUCCGAAGGCGCGUCCCUCCAGCUGGGUAACUCCAAAGACUUCAUCCUCAGCCUGGACGUCAAGUUUAUCUCCAACGGCAGUGUGUCUGUGAUCCUGGAAACCACAGAGAAGGGCCCACCCUUCACCAUCCACUACGUGACCAGCACGCAGCUCAUCGCCUUCAAAGACCGCGAGAUCACGUACGGUAUCGGUUCACGGACCGCCUGGAGCACUCUGACCCGAGACCUGCUCACCGACCUCAGGAAGGGCGUCGGCCUGUCCAACACAAAGGCAGUGAAGGCCACAAAGAUCAUGCCCAGACGGGUAGUGCGACUCGUCCUUCACGGACGUGGCUUUGUUGACAAUGUUACUAUCUCCACCACCGCCCACAUGGCCGCCUUCUUUGCCGCCAGCGACUGGCUGGUUCGCAACCAGGACGAGCGAGGCGGCUGGCCCAUCAUGGUCACGCGCAAACUGGGUGAAGGCUUCCGGCCUCUGGAGCCCGGCUGGUACUCGGCCAUGGCUCAGGGCCAGGCCAUGUCCACCCUGGUGAGAGCCUACCUCCUCACCAAGGACCAGGCUUACCUCAACGCUGCCCUAAAGGCAGUAGGACCCUACAAGGUGCCUUCAGCGCAGCACGGGGUCAAAGCUGUGUUCAUGAACAAAUACGACUGGUAUGAAGAAUACCCCACCACACCCAGCUCCUUUGUCCUCAACGGCUUCAUCUACUCCCUGCUGGGACUCUUUGACUUGACUGAGACAGCCGGAGAGAAGCUUGGCAGGGAGGCUGGGCAGCUGUUCAGCCGCGGCAUGGAGUCGCUGAAGGCAAUGCUGCCCCUCUUUGACACGGGGUCUGGGAGCAUCUAUGACCUACGUCACUUCAUGUUGGGCACCGCACCCAACCUGGCACGCUGGGACUAUCACACCACGCACAUUAACCAGCUACAGCUGGUGGCAUCCAUAGACAACUCUCCCAUAUUCAAGGAUGUGGUCAAGCGCUGGAAAAACUACUUAAAAGGGAUCCGUGCCAAGCACAACUAGACAAACAGCAACCCACGUAUACAAUACAGCUGAGAUGAUGACUGAAAGGUUGAAUGGACUGUAGACUGAAUGUGAGGAGGAUGCUCACUGUGCGCGUCCCAGUUUCGGUUGAGGUUUAUAAUCUAAAGAAUGAGUUUAUUCAGCUGCAGCUCUCAGCAUUAAACGUUUCUCAUGUGCUCUGUUGCAGGAUUUAUAUUUUCUGCAACACUGACUGUAGCUCUCCUCCACUGUUUUUCUUUUUCUUGAGCUAGUGUUUGUAAUUAUGCACAGACCUAGUUUCAGAGUGUGUGUUCAGGAAGUGUGUAUGAGUGUGUGUGUGUGUGUGUGUGUGUGUGUGUGUGUGUUGUUUAAAAGUUACAAUAUAUGAUGUUAGAGAGUUAAAUUGACAAACUGAAUCACAGAUUUCUUUAAUGCAUCCAACACACGUCUCUUCUCCAGUUGUAUUUUUUUAGCCAGACUUAGAAAGUUUAUUAAAAUCAAAUAAACUGUAAAAAAUAAAAUAAAAAUCUAAAUAUAUUAUAAAUUAUUUUGAGGAGAAUGUUGCCAAAAAAAUAAUUAUAUCAAUAUAAAAUACAAUAUAAACAUUCUGCAUUUGUUUAUCCCACAACCCUCAAAAGUUUUUAAUCAAUCAGUUCAAAUCAGUUAAAUGAUCAAUGUUUCUACUUCCUUUCUGAACACAGUUAAACAGUCACAGAUAUUUUCUAUUUGUUAUGUAUUUAGUGAGCUCUUUUAUUUUCCUUUUAGUCAUUAAGUCAACGAUUAGGUGUCUGUCAAGCUGCUCGAAACGAAGCUCAGAGGAAUAAAAUGCCUCAUACCACUAUGUUUGAUUUCCGAUGGUUAAACCGGCUCCGCUCCCAGGAGAUCUCCGUCGCUUCCUACCCACAAAUCCACUGUGCUUAGCCGAGAUCUUGAAGGUUGCCUGCAUGACUUCGUCUCAGGUCAUGUGACUUACACUGGGCUCAGGUUGUGUUUCUGUUGAGACUGCGGGUAGCACACUGCCACAUUCCCUGAGAUAAACCAAUCAGGACAGGAACUUUCUUUAAAAUUCAUUAAUAAAUCCAUUCUGACGAGUCCUCAGCGCUGAAGCUUCUGCAAUGCCGGUAUCUUUAUGUGAUGACAAACUGUGCUACCAUUUUUAGCUGUAACCAAAACCCACUAAACUCUCAGUUGGUCACAUAGUCGUCGUCGUCGUCAUAGUCACUAUCGCUUUGUGCUUCUCAUUCGCACAGUUUGGUUAAAGAUGGAAUACAGCUGAGAUUUAGAGUCUGAUAUAUUUAACUCUUGCAUGGGUGUUUUUUUCUUCAGGUUAAGGGAACAUUCAGACAGAAUCUGGCACUCCAGUGUGUCUGUUUGUGCUGGAAAUAACGUUUAUUCUGCCGAUUAACCGGCUUUAUCGAUGCAAACCCUCACUCACUGUCAUUCACUGGCUAUGUCCCUUGACCAGUGCUAGUUGGCUCCCUCUCUCUUAAACCAUUGGACAUAACCAACCAAAUUGAACUUAUUGUACUUGGUAAAUUUUGAGCCAGACACAGAUUUGAAAGCUGUGUACAUGAAAUAAACAAAGUCACAACAAAACAGGUAGAGUAUCAAAGUUUAGUCUCAGUUUCAGAGACUGGGAGGUUUCAGUCUGAGCGUCUGAUUGGCAGCUGCUUUCCUAAAACGCAGCUCAAGAUAUAAUAGCUUUUAUUAAACCGUGGCCCCGGUGCUUCGUCGCAAAGGUUUAUACUGUGGAAAACAUAAAAUAUUAUAAGUGCAACAUCAGGCUGCUGCUGUUUUUCCAAAAGUUGGAUACAGCUCAGUUUCUCAGCCACAGGUUGCACUAUCCCCACUCAGAUAAAUGGAAAAAUCUAUCAAUAACUUCUUUUCUUUCUUUUUUUUUACUUUUCUGACUGGGAACUAAAGGUGUAAAUGACUCUGAUACAUUCAAAUUGAUUCAUGUGCACUGUGUCUGAAUAAUAAAAUAAAUAUAAAUAGAAAAUCCACCUAAAGCUUCAUGCAGAUCAGUCUAAAUUAGUCCCAGCAGUCAUUUUAAGCUCCCUUCAGCUCAUUAGAAAUGUGCACAGGACACACUGGCAGUGACUUUGAACUGAUACUCAGAUGAAUCCCCCUCACUGUCAUUGUCUUUGUCUGUUUACGUACUUUGGUUUGAACUCCAGCACUAUUAAUCGUAGCUACGUUUCCAUGCCAUCCUUUUGACCUUUUUCUAAAUGGUUGUUUACUUGGAAACUUAUCUGAAAAGCUCUUCGUGUACGGCUCAAACUUCCAGAUGAUAAUUGCAACAUGUAGGUGGUGUCGAUGUAUGUGUUGUGUAUUUGAGCAGAUAGACGUGUGGGCAGCAAAUGCACAGCUAGGUUCUCACUAACAUGUCAAUUUAUAACAUUUAAAUAGACAAUGCCAGGAGUGCUGAAGGUCAAGGUGAAUUCUUGACAAACGUAACGAGGCUGUCAGUCCCAGCAGGCUCUCAUUGCUCCUCUCAGAUGUUGUGGUUGCAUGAACUCUGCGUUUUUAAUGUCAGCACUGCCCUGUUGACCGCUGUACAAGGAGAAACCGGGCUCGCCAAGACACUCACAGUUCACCCCAGCUAAUAGGCUGGAGAUCCUGCACACAAUACAGUCGGUAGUCGGGGGAUGAGUCAGCACUCGCAAAGAAAACAAAGUGGAGCCCUCAGCAUUAAUGAGGCUUUCAUCGAUCUACUUUAAAGAUUAUUAAUGGGACGCAGGAGAAUCAGGCUGGUUUGUUCUUCUGAAGGUGUUGAUGGUGAAUUUUUCUUUUAGUCAUUUUCAUAAAACUUUGAGAGGAAAACUUUCUUUUUUUUCUUCUCCUAGAUGGGUCUGCUUCCAAACUGUGAGCUUUUAAGAUGAAAUCAAAACAAGUAUGUGAUUCAUUUCGAUGUAACGAAGAAAAAAAGAAAAUCAUGCUACUGAGAAAGUUUAAAUGAAUUCCUCUCGAUGCAUCGUCUCUAAACCACAUCUGUAACUCGACUUCUUGUUUUCAGAACUAAGGGAGAAUUUACAAGAGUAUCGGGGCAGCUGUUGAGGAACAUAUUCUAAUAUAUUUCAAGAAGAAAGUUGGAAUAUUUCAAGAAUAAAGUCAUGAUUUUAUGAAGAAAAUGAAGUAUUUUGCAAAGAAACUGUACUAUACAGUAAAUAUAAAUCAUACAUGCUGGAUUGUACAGUUACUACGAUUGCAGAAAGUGCUCAAACAUGCAUGUAAUCUGAUUAUAAUUUACACAGUUUACUCCUCAAAUCAAUCUUCCUCAUGUAAUACUGAUGAUUUAUUCCAGUAGUCAGAUUUUUUUUCUUGUCUUCUUUCUCAAAAUAUAAUGACUUUUUCUAAACAGUGCCCAUGAUGCUCCGCUGUAGAGGUUUAUACUGUGGAUUUUUUUUCAGUUAGAAGAUAAAAUAUUAUCCCAGAGAAGAAGUAUGAGUGCACUUUGAUAAUCCCAGUUUUUUUUUUAGUUUUUUUUGGAUGCAGUGCUGUCCUCGCUUUGUUCAUUUCCUGUUGGCAUUUUCUUCCCGUGAAUACUUGCAUAAUUCAUACUUUGCCAUUUCGACAGGACGAGUAGAAAAUGCGUAGUUUUAAAGGGAACAUUGAGGAAUGGAAGUUUUUUGUGUCUGAGUUACUACAGUGUGUUCAUUUUGUUUAAACCAAAGUCAUUAAUUCCAGUAUAUUUGAAUUUGUAUAUUUUUGUGUAAAACCGAUUUUUUUUUUUCAUUUCAUUCAUUUAAUGACGUCACAGAGAGAUGCUGCCUUUUGAAAAAUGCUAGUUUUUCAAAUGUAGGUUGGAAUAGAUAAUAGCAAAAAUAAGAUGUGUAAAAUUUGCUUAUUGUAAAAGGGGAUGUGUGCAACUAGAGAUUAGCAUUUAGUCCGCUACUGUUGGGCCAAUACAUGCAAAUUUUCCUUGAACGUUUUUUUUCUAGGUGUGUGUUCGCAUCACUCAUCAUUUGUUGGAAUCAUUUACAGAGAUGUUUUUUGCUAGAUAGACAAAAGCACAAAUGGCGUUUAUUGUUGUCACAUGAUUUUGGGUUGUAUUUUUUUUGGAUUGCUUUGUUUUUUUCUUUUCAGGACAAUGUGCAACACCUUUAUUAAGGAAGCUGCUAUUAUUGUUCACUGUGUUACAGGUAAUGACGACUUCUUUUUCCUCUUUUUUUUUUCAGUGGUAUUUAGUUUUUUUUCAUUUUUCCACUAUUCAUCAAAGACUACAACAUAUGACCACUGUGGUCAAAUGUGAUUUAUGCAAUAAAAUGUUUACUGGGGUUGUGACACCACAGGAGACCCAGAGCGGUUGUACAGACUUUGCAAUCAAAGCACAAUGUGCAAAUGCUACCAUUUUUUUAGUCAAAGGAAGAGAGGUGUUUAUAUACAGAGUAAAUCUUUGUGCUUUAAAAAAUGUGCUUUUUAAAGGUGUAAAAAAAAUAAAUAAAAGCAUUUUUCUUAAACGUUUGGUAUAAUCUCUUUGUCCGCACCUUAUAAUGAAGAGCUCCAUACAGGUUUAUCAUCUUUCAUGUCCAUUAUGGAGCUGAUAAAUUGAUAAAUUAACAUGUAUAGGUUUCCAGCUUUUCUUUGUCUUGUGUGAUCAAAAACUGAAUAUCUUUGUGUUCUGGCUGACGAGUAAUGUGAAGACGGCACCCUGGUUUACAGUUAUACUGAAAAUAAUUGUUAAUUUAUUCCAUUAUAUUUUUACCAAGCGGCAACCUCUGUGGCUGUAAAAUGAAGCCUAUGUAGAAGUGCCAAAAACGGCAAUUCCCAUGUUAAAACCUUC